GGUAUAUAUCAUUAUAUGUGGUACUAAUUUUCUUAAUGAAUUAAACCACUACUUUGAAUACCUAUCUAUUCAUGUUGUUCGGUUGCGGGACGGUAAGUAGUACGAUCUAUUCAAUAACUCUUUGGUUCUCUAGGGUACUGCUGACACUUCUGGGGAACUGUCGACUAACAAAUCACAAUCGCAGACACAGAUAGAGAUUACUAACUCCAGUACACUUUAUUCCUGUCCUACCACAAGUCGUCCGAUCGUGUAUCAAAGUCCUAAAGUACCUCCACGACGGUCACCUCCCGAAAUGCCCCCGAAACCGAAACUACCUGUCGCCAAAGAACACACUGAUACCAAAACGAAUUCCCCGCCCGCCAAAGAAUCGAAUUCUAACGUGUCCAGCUCCAAAUUUCCUGCGGACGAGCAGACUACGAAAUUAGUUAUCGAUGAAAAAAGUACUAGUGUCUCGAAGGAGGAUUUAACGAAAGUUACGAGUUCCUCACCGACAUUAUUAGACUCUACCAUCGUAGAUGGUUGUUCUCCCUCGCUCGCCAGAGUGGCAGCCGUUCCGACGAACCUCCAGCUAGAGUCUACCGCUACCUCAACUUCGAACUGUACCGCGAAAGAAGUUUCAAAGAGCACACCAGUUACAUCUCCGCGUGCGGCAUCCAAAAUACCCACGCCUCUUCCCAGAAAGACAAUAGCCACGAAAUGUUCUCCAAGCAGUUCCACGUCCUCCCUAAGCCCGCCUACCUCGCCAUCCUCCCCGAAAACGCCAACGUUAAAAGCCAGAACGUCUAACAUUAAGAGUCCGAUGUCGUUCCCACAAUUUCCAAAAGCGUCGGAAAUACCGAUUCCAGUCGGUUCUAACGUAUCACCUAGCUCAAGUAUCCCCGUCUCGCCCUCCUCGAGUCUUGACCACUCGCCUCUGGCCUUCAGCGCGAAACAACAUCCGACCUCUCCCACAUCCAACACGAAACACCAGGUGACGGUGGGUGAAGAGACACUGCCUGCGGAGAGACGGCGAACGGUGGUGGAAAUUUGCGAAAAGGUGGUGGUACCUCAGGGCAAGACACCUACGACGCCUCCAGUGACGCCAUUCAUCACCGUGGAUCGCGUCAAUGAGAAGCAAAGCUCAGCGACCGAGGUUAGGAUUGAUCAGCAAUCUAGCAGCCCCUCGAGAAAAUCUUAAGAAACUGGGGAGAUCGAGAAUCCUCGAAUCGUUCGUUCUCCCCUUGGCUAUCCUUUGCGUAGCACAUUGUCUUUCGCCCUUCUGUUAGACCCAGCUUCGUCUAACUUCCAUUAGAUCUUGUACAUAAGAAUGGGCUUUAGAAGCGGAUGUCCAAGCGGCGGGAAUAGCCAGAAUCGUUCUGUAGGUAUGGGUUUGAAAACCGCACACCAACGGCGAAGUACUUUCUUACUAGCUUCUAUCAAAACUACCAGAAUAAUUCCAAUAUCGUGCCUCGUUUUAUAUUAUUAACCAUCGAUCUUCAUUACAUGAAUAUCUUGAAUAUAAAACGCGUUCCGAUCUUGAUGAUACCACCGGCAAAUCAUUUUCGUGUCUCGAAUCUAUCAGAUCAGGAAACUGAAUCCCGCCACUUAGGACACCCGGAUAAUGUAACCCGUCUUCGCCUAUCGCUUCCACACGUAUUUAUUACCCGUCAUUACGCAAAAAUCUCGCUGGAAACGAUGGUGUGAGACCAUAGCUAACGAUGUAAAUAGACGAUGCAGGAGCAAAACGUACAUAAUAACCCCAAGUAUCGAGUAGAAUUAGAACAGGUAGCAGGAAACACGUACUAGCUGGAGCUAAACGGACGUACAUAUAUCUAUGAACGCCGCAUCGGUAAUCGCGGAAAUAUAGUGGCCUAAUCGAACAUUUCGGACCUAAUCACCGAUGCCUAACGACCGAUCGACAUUGUGAUAUGAAAAUUAAGAAAACUCGCCGAAACGAUGUUAACGAUACUCUCAUAAUGAUAUUCAACUAAGGACUCUUGAGUGCUGGAAAAACGAAGGAUCGUAUAAAAAAAAGAAAACUAAUCGCGAGUAUUAGAGUUCUCUGAACGUGAGACUUCGUUUUAGAUUAACUUGUAUUCGAUCUUAAACCGACUUGUCGACGGUUGGCGCGCACUAGCGGAUAAGAAUCGAUUGUAACGCUUGAGAAAGGCGUAUGUGGUUAAUGAAAUAUAAAAUUCAGUGAACAGAGAAAUUUGUCGUAUCGUGUUUCCAUCGUAACCGCAAACAGCAUCGAGAUUUUCAGAAACGGAUUUUCAAGCACGAAUGAAUCCAAAUUGCGAAGACUGAAAACAAUUGAUAUGGUUCAUCCAUACGUGAAAAUUAAUUGCCGAUGAUUCACUUCUGCUUUGAAACAUCCUAAUUCCGAUUUAAUACGUGAUAUCAAUAAUCAUUAUAGAAUGCAUUCAAUUUCGAUAGACAAUACACUGCCAUAUAUCAAUUUACAGUUGCAAAACGUUGAUCGAUUUAUUAUUGACUUCGUUGUCUUGAAAAAUGUUCGAAACAAGAGGUGGUAAUUUUACUGUAGAUGUUCGAAACGUCUGGAUCCCAAAUAAAAAAGAAACCGUACAAAUUUUCAAAUCAUCUUCUACUAAUUUGUUCACUAAAGAACCCGUUGUAGUCAAUCUCAAUUUCUCAAAGAAAAAAUCUUUUAUACUAAUCAAUAACGAAUGACAUCGAAAAUUGUCUUAUCUUGCCUCCACGAUACGUAUCGAUGGUAAACAAGUUGACUCGGGCUUCGGGUCGAGUCCAGUUGCGAUCCAACAACGAACGCGUUCAAAGUGUGGUCUUCUCGUGAACCGUGGCUCGGAGGUCGGGCGGAGUGAUAUUUAAUUAUUACUGAAGACGCUCGUAAUUGACCCGUGCCACGAUAAAAGUGUCCUGAAUUGUCCCGAUUGAUCGUUCUAUUAUCUCAAGACGUCAGGUUCGUUCCUCUGUGACAUACGCAUAAUCAGCGCAUUGAAGGAGUCGACCAACUAGAUGUGACAAGAAUCAUCAUCGUGCAAUUACAAUCGAGUGUCCUAAAUUGUAAGCUUCGCUACUGUACAGAGGUAAGACGGCGCUUUCUAUUGCUCGAGCUAGCAAUAAACCUCACAGACAUGUGUUUUCCCCCACAACUUGUUCUACUAUUUAGUUAUCCUGCUUAUCGCUAGUUUUCAUAUUGGCUUCCGACCCGAGAUUAUGCAUGGCUCAAACUGAAUUUAUUUUUUAUCAGUUCCCCAGUCUUGCGUCAAUCGUAUCGACACAUUAUCUUUUUUUAUUACCUACCUUUUAGGAAUUUUCAAACACUAUUUCACGAAGCAAAAUAAUACAUAUAGAUUAAUAUUCAAGGUUGGAUAUUAUUGUAUAUGUCAUGUAGAAUUUAGGCACUCAAAUCACAAAACAUUUAUCUUAACAUUCUUAAUAUCACUUUAUCCGCAAUUAUUAAUAUAUGUAUAUAUAAGAAAUCUUCUAUACGUUACUUAUAUUUUUACAGAGAUGAUAAGGUGAUUGCGAAAUGUAAUAAACUCUCACAAUUCAUUUUUUAAGCUAUUACAAAGCAUGUUCUAUUUAAUGACUUUAGUGUUAAUCUAAUCAUUGGAAAUUUGCCGAUGUGUAUACUAUAAUACAACUAUCUUGCACCGUAAUAAAAGAACGUAAUCAUAAAAUAAUUCUUCUCGGAUUAUAACAUUUUCUAAGAAGUAAUUAAACUCACCGAUAAUGAAUUUUUUAAAAUUAUUGUUGAACUUGAUGAUCCAAGAUGCUAAUUUAAUGACUCUAAAUCCGGUCACGUUUGCUUCUUAGAGCAAUUGUGUAUAACACUGAACGAAGAUAGCAUAAUCGUAGAAUGAUAUAUGUGUAGAGGUACUUUUGUUAUAAGUAACAUUUUUACCACAGCAUUUCAACGCAUGAUAGGAAAUGUAUUAGUAAAUGUUUAAUCUUGCUUUUUGUCAUCGGGCAUUAGGUUGAAAAAUUUAUUUCGGAAAUCUUCUCUAAAUCAACUCUAUUUCUCCCAUUUAUAUCUGUUAUAUCUGUAAAAUACUUUUUCAAUGUUCAACAAAACUUCAGACACUGUCAUUUUUUAUUAUAUUUCAAAUUCAAUUCGUUGUAGCCCAAAAUAUAAAAAAGUGAACGCAGUUUUCGUCAUGGAGUAAAGAAUAGAAAUGAUAAUGUUUCUAGUGAAUAAUGCAAGAUAAUUAUCAGCAAUAAAAGUCACAUAUCUGAACCUACCCAUAACUACAUACAGAUAAAAGAUGUUAUCAUUAUUGCUGAAAAAUCUUAUCCUUAUUUAGUUACUUAAUCAUUAUUAAUACUGAGGUAUAUGACGUGAUACUUGCAUUGAAACUUGCGAAAUGACAAACUGCAUGCAGAAUGCUUCAUUCAGUGACUAAAAGUGCACGCGAUGUGGUACAGCAGGAGUAACGGAGCAAGAUACAGUGACAAAGUUGCCUGUUCACUUAAUAAUUCCUUAAAUGAUAAUAAGCACUGGGCUGUAUGUAUUCGAAAAUAAUUAGCCAUUUAUUCACAGAUAUUAUACGAUAUAAAUUGCUCAAUUCUGAAACCAUAUUCUACUUUAUGUUAUAUAUAUUUAUCAUUGCCAUUUUCUGAAUGCGUGAAUUUUCAUUUACCCUUUUUAAUUAAUCAGCUCUCACAGACUAACUUCUCAUUUUGUACGUUUAUUCCUGCACGAAUUUUACACAGAAGUUCACGUUAGUUAUGCAUGACCGAUGGUGUAUCGAUGUCUAUCGAAAAAAACAAAAAAAAAACAAUAGC
This is a messenger RNA of Ceratina calcarata, 4749 nucleotides long. RefSeq names its product putative protein TPRXL. The record is from RefSeq and is a predicted model, not a curated record. NCBI's taxonomy places the organism in Eukaryota, Metazoa, Arthropoda, Insecta, Hymenoptera, Apidae. The transcript is spliced from 3 exons. Bases 293 to 1177 code for a protein of 294 amino acids.